Molecule: messenger RNA, 1457 nt
Organism: Hylaeus volcanicus
Lineage: Eukaryota; Metazoa; Arthropoda; Insecta; Hymenoptera; Colletidae
Exons: 5
Coding region: 166-759 (197 amino acids)
Biological process (GO): ubiquitin-dependent protein catabolic process
Cellular component (GO): endoplasmic reticulum
Molecular function (GO): metal ion binding; ubiquitin protein ligase activity
Source: RefSeq, a predicted model, not a curated record
AUAACUGUUAUGUGUAUUUAAAAUACCACAAAACAGUUUAACGGUUUAUUGUGAAGGAAAAUUUUUUAAAAAAUCGAUUUAAAAAAAUAAUUUAUACGAAAAAAAUGUGUCAACUGUCAUUUUAGAUACAAUCUGUAGUUUUUAAUUUUAUGGUUGCACGAAGGAAUGGCACUCCCUUCUUGUAAUCAAUCUGAUUUAGAUAAUGACAACAAACUAAAAUGUAAUAUUUGUUUGGAAGAUCCAGAGGAUCCAGUCGUGACGCGAUGCGGUCAUUUAUACUGUUGGAUUUGCUUACAUACAUGGCUUCAAAGAGGAUCAGUUGAAUGCCCUGUCUGCAAAUCCGGAGUAACAGUGAGUACCGUGAUUCCCGUAUAUGGCACCAGCAAUAGUAGCAGUAGUAGUAAUGAUGCGCAACGUCAAGGAAAAAAGCGUCAUGCGUUUUUUCAACAACAAUCCGAGAAUUCAAAAGAACCAGGAAACACUUCAGAAACAAGUCAACCUAUCCCUGAACGUCCUAGAGCAGAACGCCAUGAUUUACCACCCUCACAAUCCCCUUGGGGUAUGCAUAGUGUACAGUUUGGUUUCUUCCCUUUCGGUAUUGGCGUCUUCUUCACCUCUGCUGAUAUGAUGUCAUAUAACUCAUCAGGUUCUCAUUCACGUUUUUUAUUGUCUCGCCAACAAAGAUCCCAACUUAUAUCCAUGCUUUUCAUAUUUAUAGGCAUUCUUGUCGUUUGUUGGUCUAUUUUCAUUGAUACAUAAUUCUAUAAAAAAUUCAACAGAUCAAUGGAGAUUUUCUCAUUCACUUUAAACAACUUUUACUUCUUAUUUUAAUGCGCUUGUCUCAUUUCUCUGUGAUUUUUCACUAUUAAAAUUAAUUGUGUUUGGAAAAAAAAAAACAGUGUCAAAUAUAUUAAAUUAGUAGUACCACGAGAGGUCAAAAAAGCUAUAUCUAGCGCUAGUCAAAAAUUAUUUACAACAAGGGGCACAUACCCCUUACUUUAACUACAUAUCGCUUUUUUAGUUUCGUCGCAGCAGGCUUUAUAUUUAAGAAAAAUCUCUAUAAAAGUUGAUAAUUUUUCUAUAAAAUUUUAUUUAUGUAAUUUCAAAAAAAAGCUUGAUACCAGUAUUUCUUUUAUUUUAAUUGUUGUGUUAUAAUACUAGUCAAGAGUUUCCGUGAAGAGCACGAAAAGAAAAAAAAGCGUUACAAAUGAGCUUUUUAUUCUUACUACCUGUUAAAGUAGAGAGUCAUCCCGCAUGGUGGAUAAAAUUAAAUCAUAGCACUACUCAAAUCAUAAUUCCGUGUUUAAGAUAAAUUAUUUCUUUUUAUAAAAACUAGAACGGCAUAGUGUGGUAUUUUUUACAAAAAGGCUGUCAAAUCUUAUUAAUUGUACAAAUGCAUGCAAAAGAAUAAAAAUUAUUAUUUUUUCUUACCAAUUACUAAGCGGAAAUUACUUAAG